UUUAUCAGGUUUUGACGUUUUGUGCAUUCAAAAGCAGGUCCGUUGGGGUAAAAAAUCAAAUCAUCAUCCACAAGUUUUUAGGGGAUUGCAAGAAACCAUUUAUCCAAAUCUCGUCUCCCCUUAAAUCUUUACAAACAAGCCGUCAUCCCAUUAGUUAAACCUCAAAAAAGAUCGGCAUUUUCAUUUCCUUUAUCUGGCUUCUUGAAUCUUGAUAAUCACCCAAUAUUGUUUUUAACUUUGGGAAUCAACAAUCGGUUGAAUACCCAGGCGGGUGUGGUCUUCAUUUGAAAAGAAAACAAGCAAACGCGUCGAAGUCUAGAAUCCUGCCUGGGGUUUUCUUUUGCACACCGUCUGCUCGAUCAUUUGCCCGUGUGAAGUUUUUUGUUAUAAUUCAUCGCAACAAAGUGUCGGUAUUCUUUGCUUGACAAAAUUAGCAACGAGAUUAGGGUUCUUCAGAGAAAAGAUGACGAUUGACUUGGUACCAGGGAGUUCAGGGUUAAUCGACGCUGGUGGUGACAAGAAAAUCACAUAUUUUAGCAACAAAUACGUGCUGGGCUUGACUGUAAUUGCCGGCAUUGGUGGUCUCCUUUUCGGUUACGACACAGGAGUCAUAUCAGGAGCCCUUCUAUACAUCCGUGAUGAUUUUAAAGCAGUCGAUCAAAGCAGUGUCUUACAGGAGUCAUAUCAGGAGCCCUUCUAUACAUCCGUGAUGAUUUUAAAGCAGUCGAUCAAAGCAGUGUCUUACAGGUACAAAAAAGUUCACUUCCCAACUUCUUAAUCGGUGGCAUCUAGAAGCACAAAGUCUCAACAACCUCGACUUUACCAAUGAGACAAUUGUUAGCAUGGCUUUACUUGGUGCCAUAAUCGGAGCUGCAACUGGUGGGUGGAUAAAUGACACACAUGGGCGAAAAAGUGCUACACUUAUUGCUGACGUCAUCUUUGCAGUUGGAUCUUUUGUGAUGGCUAGUGCCCCUGAUCCAUAUGUGCUUAUAUUUGGUCGAUUAUUGGUUGGAAUUGGUGUUGGAAUUGCUUCUGUUACAGCUCCAAUGUAUAUUGCUGAAGCUGCACCUUCGGAAAUAAGAGGAGGGCUUGUGAGCACCAAUGUGCUUAUGAUCACUGGUGGACAAUUUCUUUCGUAUCUUGUUAAUCUUGGCUUCACACAGGUUCGUGGGACAUGGCGAUGGAUGCUUGGAAUUGCUGCUAUUCCUGCCAUCCUUCAGUUUUCCUUGAUGUUGCUUUUACCCGAAUCACCUCGUUGGCUAUACAAAAACAGAAGUAGUUCAGAGGCAAUUGCCAUGUUGUCAAAGAUUUAUGAUCCUGAUCGAUUACAAGAUGAACUCCAACAGCUUUCUGCUGCCUUAGAUGAAGAACGCAGAAACAGGAAUUCUGUGAGAUAUCGUGAUGUGUUUAAAAUUAAAGAAAUCAGACUUGCAUUUGUGGCUGGAGCUGGUUUACAGGCAUUUCAACAAUUCACCGGAAUCAACACUGUCAUGUACUACAGUCCAACGAUAGUCCAAAUGGCCGGAUUCGGAUCAAACCAAUUAGCCCUUCAACUCUCUCUCAUAGUCGCAUUAAUGAACGCCGCCGGAACAAUCGUCGGAAUCUACCUCAUCGACCACGUCGGCCGCCGGAAACUCGCGCUCAGCAGCCUAACAGGGGUAAUUCUGUCAUUAAUCCUUCUCGCGGUUGCGUUCUUCCUUGAAUCAUCCGGACACGCCAACAUGGGAUGGGUUGCGGUUCUUGGAUUAGUGCUUUAUAUUUCCGCUUUUGCCCCUGGGAUGGGGCCGGUUCCGUGGACGGUGAAUUCCGAGAUAUAUUCGGAAUCGUAUCGCGGGAUUUGUGGCGGAAUGUCGGCUACGGUGAAUUGGGUGUCGAAUUUGAUUGUUGCUCAGAGCUUUCUUUCGAUUGCGGAUGCGGUUGGAAUUGGGAUGACUUUUUUGAUUUUGGCGGGAAUUGGGGUGGUGGCGGUGGGUUUUGUGGUGGUGUUUGUGCCGGAGACUAAAGGGUUGACUUUUGAGGAGGUGGAGAAGUUGUGGAGGGAAAGGGCUUGGGGAUGUGGUAAUAAUGGUAAUGUAACACAAUCCCUACUUGAAGAUGAUGAGGCAUAGUUUUUGUUGAUGUCUUAAAAAAUAUAUAUAUAUAUA
Messenger RNA from Lactuca sativa (garden lettuce), 2144 nucleotides. NCBI's taxonomy places the organism in Eukaryota, Viridiplantae, Streptophyta, Magnoliopsida, Asterales, Asteraceae. The record is from RefSeq and is a predicted model, not a curated record.